AUGGACGACCUUGUAUAUGUGGCGGAGCUGACUCCGGAUACCCCGCAAGUGACUGCAGCCUUCAGCGAAGCGUUCCUGUAUGCUGAGCUCCACACAGCAGUUUUGUCAUGGACACAAGCGAACAAAAACGCACAAUGGUUGAUCGAGGUGUGUCCUCGUGCGGGACAGGGGUCUUAUGCGAUAUGUCGGUUAACUCCGGAUUAUGCGGAGAGCGAAUUAAGUUGUGUAGUGUUGCCUGGAAGUGAGGUGCGGUUGUUAAGCGUGAAUGAGGAUGCAUAUGCUGCUCGCGGAGUGGUGGUACAUUUGAGUGGAGAUUUGACACCGGGUUCUGGUGAGUCUGCGUCGUCGUUUUACGGAGUGAAUUGUGUUAAGAAUCAGCCUUGGAGGAUCCGUCCGGAAGUGGAAUUUUUCGAGACAGUGAGCAUCGUCUUGAGGGAGCCGGAGCUUCUGGCGGCGGGUAAUCGGGCUUACGUCCAGCUUUAUAAGAAGGGCAAGUGGUACAACAUUGCUUGUAUUCCGUGCCACACCAUGUCUGUCUUACUGACCAAUAAGCUCUUCGUCGGUGGUGACCGUGUCCAAGUCGUUGUUGAAGGACCUGGCAAAUACAAAAACUUCCGCUGGGACGCCGUCGCUGUGCUAGACAGCCCUGCGGAAAAUGCUGACGCUGAUUCAGCCAGCGAAGCCGUGGAAGAACAGAUCCAUACUGAAGAAGAACAAGUAGAGGAAUUGCUAUCCGAACAAGCGCCAUCGGAACCCGACACCAGUGAGGCGGAGGCGAUCCAAGCAGAAGUUACGGGGGUGAUCGAGGCGGAGGCGGACCUCCAGACGCAGGUGCAGCUCCAGAUAGAGGCGGAACCGCAGACAGAAGCGGAACCGCAGGCAGAGGCGGGAUCGCAGGCAGAGGCGGGAUCGCAGACAGAGGCAGAACCGCAAACAGAGAUCGUCGUGGAAACUGCGCGCGAUCAGCCAGCUCCGCCGAGCCCCGCCAAGGCAGAUGAACUUACUGUGAUGGUCAUUGAGGAGGAUCCCUCAAAAUCCAGCGAAGAAGACCAAAGCAGCGAGGAGGAACCAGUCACUAGUCAGGAAGGUGGUGAGUCGCCCACAGCUCAGUCUCCCACAGCUCAGUCUCCCACAGCUCAGUCACCAGCUGGGGUGGAAUCUCUGACGCCCAGCGAGGCUGAACUCGAAACCGAGGUUCUCGAUAUUGAGGAUGACGAGGAGAACAACGCCGAAAAAGCGCUCGGAGAACAGCGCCGGACUUCGGGAGAAGUGCCGGCUGAAGAACGCAAAGUUUCCGGAGACCGACGCAAAAGUUCCGGAGCCGACCGUCAGAGUCUGACUGACAGCCCUGUGGCAGAGGACAGCCCUGUGGCAGAGCAUGGCCCUGUGGCAGAGCAUAGCCCUGUGGCAGAGCAUAGCCCUGUGGCAGAGCAUAGCCCUGUGGCAGAGCAUAGCCCUGUGGCAGAGGAUAGCCAUGUGGCUGAGGAAAUGGCUCCGGCGGAUGCGCAGGAGGAGGCUGAAGGGAGCAGCAAGAACCGGCGAUUGAAGAGUACUCUCAAGACGCGGGUGAAGACGAAGAGUUCAAAGCCGGCAAGCAAGAUUGAUGUGCGCUCUCCGCAGAAAGGCAAGUUGAGCAAGAGCGAGAGGGCCAAGGGUGAAGACCACAAGGGUGAAGAUCACCAUAAGGGUGAUGGCGAAAGUAGAGGAUCUAAGGGUGAGGGGAAAAAAAGGAAAAAGGAUGAUACGGCCGUGGUGAUAGAGGUGGAGUCGGCAGGGGGUCCGUCCGGUAGUGGUUCGGACGGAGGAGAGAAUGUAGCGGUUUCUUCUGACCCGGAGAGACGGGCCGGCGAGAAGCGGAGGAAGACGUCCAAGGUUCCAAGAUCUUCCAAGAGCAAGGAAGCGUCGUCAUCGUGCUCGGAUGUGGAGGUCGUUCAAGAAGCUGCCCGGUCCACCAAAAGCAAGUCUUUGCACAAGGUUAUCAAAUCACAAAACAAAUCGCACGGCAAGACAGAAGGCAAAUCUGCGCGCGGGGCGUCGCCCACGUCUUCGCCUGCUGCGUCCCCGACGACCAAGGCUGCCAAAGUGGCUCGCAUGACCGGACCGAGACGGAGCGAGGCGGAGAAUAAAUAUGUAAGCGAACUGAAAAAAAUUCUGGCUGCACAAGGACCCUGCAGACUCUCCAUGCUCGGUUCCAAGGUCAAGAAGCCAGCCACAGUGACCAAAGUGAUUGAUUUCCUCCGGCGCUCGUGUCCAGAAUUCGAAAUCGUCAACACAGACGUGGUUCGACUUGCGGGCAAGAAAUAA
Gregarina niphandrodes is the source of this 2304-nucleotide messenger RNA. RefSeq lists its product as hypothetical. The record is from RefSeq and is a predicted model, not a curated record. The coding region runs from base 1 to 2304 and encodes 767 amino acids. The transcript is spliced from 2 exons. Lineage: Eukaryota; Apicomplexa; Conoidasida; Eugregarinorida; Gregarinidae.